Molecule: messenger RNA, 5690 nt
Organism: Pimephales promelas (fathead minnow)
Lineage: Eukaryota; Metazoa; Chordata; Actinopteri; Cypriniformes; Leuciscidae
Gene: epha4b
Product: eph receptor A4b
Biological process (GO): axon guidance; protein phosphorylation; ephrin receptor signaling pathway
Cellular component (GO): plasma membrane; dendrite
Molecular function (GO): protein binding; ATP binding; transmembrane-ephrin receptor activity
Source: RefSeq, a predicted model, not a curated record
CUCCUCUCCUCUCCUCACUUCAGCUCUGAUCGCGAGCCUCAGUAACUUUCUACAGCGAGAGGGAUGCAGCGCGCGCCCAGCGCAGCCUGAAAAUGGCAACCCUUUGGAUUUAUCCGUCCCUACUUUUCUUUCUCUUAUCCUCCCUCACGCCGAGUCAAGCCUUACGGAAUUACCCAGAGAAUGAAGUUACAUUGCUGGACACUAUGUCUGCUCUGGGAGACCUUGGCUGGGAGGCCUACCCAGCUGAAGGGUGGGAGGAAAUCAGUGUGAUGGAUGAGAGGAACACCCCAAUGCGCUCCUACCAGGUGUGUAAUGUGAUGGAGGCUAAUCAGAACAACUGGCUACGCACGCGCCACAUCCCACGAGAUGGAGCGCAGCGCGUCUACAUCGAGAUUAAGUUCACCCUGCGUGACUGCAACAGUCUGCCUGGAGUCCCUGGCACGUGCAAAGAAACUUUCAAUAUGUACUACUACGAGUCCAACAAUGCCAACCUGUGGUUCAUCAAGGAGAGCCAGUAUAUAAAGAUAGACACUAUCGCAGCCGACGAGAGCUUCACGCAGACUGACGUGGGCGAUCGUGUCAUGAAACUAAACACAGAAGUCAGGGACAUCAGUAACUUGAGCAAGAAGGGUUUCUACCUGGCUUUCCAAGAUGUGGGAGCCUGCAUCGCUUUGGUGUCCUUGAGGGUCUUCUAUAAGAAGUGUCCUCUUGCCGUUCUGAACUUGGCCCAGUUUCCCGACACGGUGACAGGGGGGGAUUCAGCUUUGGUGGAGGUUAGGGGAUCUUGUGUGAAUGACUCUGAGGAGUUUGAGGCGCCGAGGAUGUACUGCAGUGGAGAUGGCGGAUGGCUGGUGCCCAUUGGACGCUGUGUCUGCAAGCCAGGCUUCGAAGAGAACAAGGACUACUGUCAGCCCUGCAGGUCAGGCACCUACAAGGCCUCUUCCAUGGAUGCCUACUGCACCAAGUGUCCUCCGCACAGUUUCUCCCAUCAGGAGGAAGCCUCAGAGUGUUCCUGCGAGAAGGGAUUUUACAGAGCUGACAUGGACCCACGGUCAAUGGCCUGCACCCGGCCUCCAUCAGCACCCGAGAACCCCAUAUCCACCCUAAACGACACCUCUGUGACACUAGAGUGGAGUCCCCCGAGAGACAGCGGUGGGAGAGGAGACGUCACAUACAGCGUCCACUGCAGAAAGUGUGCCGGCGACGGAAAGACAUGCAGCCCCUGCAGCAACAACGUACAUUUCAUACCUCGACAGUUUGGUCUCUCGAUCCCUAAAGUGUUGAUCACAGAUCUGCUGUCCAACACCAACUACACCUUUAGCAUAGAGGCCGUGAACGGGGUGUCCGAUCUGAGCCCGACCCCUAAACAAGAAGUCACUGUCAACAUCACCACCGGUCAGACAGUGAAUGUGAUCCUGAAAGAGAGAAAGAGUAAAGACAGCAUCACACUGGCCUGGCAAGGACCUGACAGACCAAACGGAGUCAUAGUGGAAUAUGAAGUCAUCUACUAUGAGAAGAACCAAAGAGACCAGAACUACACGGUUCUGAAAACCAAAGCCCACAUGAUGACAGUGGAGGGCCUGAAGCCGGGCACCACCUAUGUGUUCAGAGUGAGGGCGCGCACUGACGGAGGCUACGGCAGCUACGGUGGAGAGAUAGAGCUGGAGACCAGUCAUGAGGAUAUGCUGGCCAUUGGGGACCCUAACCAGUCCACAAUCCUUGCGGUGUCCAUAGCCGGUGGCAUUGUGCUCCUUAUCUUCCUGGUGGCGUGUUUUGUAGUGAGCGGACGGUUUGCCAGGAGAUUAUUCCUUGACACCAGGCCUCAGGCACAUUGUGGCUAUAUCAAAGCGAAGCAAGAUCCAGAUGAAGAAAAAAUGCAGUUUCAGAACGGGAGAGUGAAACUGCCAGGAAGCAGGACGUACAUUCACCCCCACACUUAUGAGGACCCAAAUCAAGCCGUCCGAGAUUUUGCCAAGGAAAUCGAUGCCUCUAAUAUACGUAUAGAGAGAGUUAUAGGUGCAGGUGAGUUUGGUGAGGUUUGCAGUGGCCGUCUGAAGCUCCCCAGCAAGAGAGAAAUCUACGUGGCCAUCAAAAGUCUGAAAGCAGGAUACUCCGAAAAGCAGAGGCGGGAUUUCCUGAGCGAGGCCAGCAUCAUGGGACAGUUCGACCACCCCAACAUCAUCCGACUGGAGGGAGUCGUUACCAGAUGCAAGCCCGUGAUGAUUAUUACAGAGUACAUGGAGAAUGGAUCGUUGGAUACUUUCCUGAAGAAACACGAUGGGCAAUUUACAGUCAUUCAGCUGGUGGGGAUGAUGCGUGGUAUCGCCUCAGGAAUGAAAUAUCUGUCUGACAUGAGCUACGUCCACCGUGACCUGGCGGCACGAAACAUCCUGGUGAACAGUAAUCUGGUGUGCAAAGUGUCCGACUUCGGCCUAUCCAGAGUGUUGGAGGACGACCCUGAAGCUGCGUACACCACACGGGGUGGAAAAAUUCCCAUUCGAUGGACGGCUCCUGAGGCUAUAGCGUACAGGAAGUUCACCUCAGCAAGUGACGUUUGGAGUUACGGCAUCGUCAUGUGGGAGGUGAUCUCAUAUGGAGAGCGGCCUUAUUGGGAGAUGUCUAAUCAAGACGUGAUUAAAGCUAUAGAUGAGGGUUACAGGCUGCCCGCUCCGAUGGACUGUCCCGUGGUCCUCCACCAGCUGAUGUUGGACUGCUGGGAGAAGACUAGAAGCGAACGGCCAAAAUUUGGGCAGAUUGUCAACACUCUUGACAAACUCAUCCGCAACCCCAACAGUCUGAAAGAGCUUGCCAACAGCUCAGUCUGGGAAGACCCCACCACCCCAGAGUUCAGCGUGAGUACGGUGGAUGAAUGGCUGGACGCCAUCAGUAUGGGCCAGUACAAGGACAACUUCGCCAGCGCGGGCUACGUUUCUCUAGAUUCCAUACUGUACAUCAGCUUGUGUGAGUUAAGCAAGAUGGGUGUGACUCUGGUGGGGCACCAAAAGAAGAUUGUCUCUGCCGUCCAGAGCUUGCACGCACAGGGGACACACGUUCAGGUAUAACAAGUCUUCUCCACCGCCUGAGAGCGUACAGACUGAGAGAGUUAACAACUGCUCCCACUACAAUCCCUAUCAGCAGCUUCACUGUACAGUUCCCACCCUGGAUGUUUCCGCAUACGACCCUUUCGUCAGCGCUCUGGCUUCCGUCCAUGCACGUCCGAGCUUCCUACGAGUCGAGGGACACACGAGACCGAUCUGCAAUCGCUUGACAAGGCCACGGCAAAUCAGAUAUGAAGUAUGGUCAUCAAACAAACAAAAAAAGGAACAAUAAUACAUUAGGGAGAAUUCACAGCUUGUGUUUUACAGUUUCAACGUUUGCAUUUCAUAUGUGAUCUUUAGCAUAUCAAAGGUCGGACUUUUUAUGAAAACGAGGGUUUUUGUUUCUUUUUAUCACGUCCAUGUUUGGGAUAUCGGUAUGUUCUUCUACAUCCACUAUAAGCCACAGUACCAUAACAGAAGAUGUUAAUAGUAUAUUUAUUUUGUCAUAGUUGAGGCAUUGGUUGAGCACCGAAAAGACAAGUUUGCGUUCCACCAGCAAAGAUGGCACCUGGAACGACAAAGAAGUGUGAGGAUGGCAAGAUAAGAUAAGAUCAUUAUAUUCUGUUUAGCUGAGAAAUAACUGCUCUUCAUUCAUCGUGUGUUCCUUAUGUGAACAGGCGCUGAAACAGUGCAAGCAUUUGUAUGAGAAACCGUUUGACUUCCAAAUAAAAAGUGAAAUGUUAUUUCUGUCCAUUCGCCGCACAGACACGUUGUUCAACUGCAGCGAAAACAACUUUACAUCAUCAUAACGUGUGUGUGCCACGUCCGCAUCGUCGUUACGUUUACACUCAUAGUGCGUGACCACAUAUACUAUUGUACUAUAGUGUAUAAAAUGUACAGUGUUGAUUUAAAAAACGAAGACAAAAUCGAAAAAACACGCGAAAAACUAGAAUGUUUGUAAUGAUGUACUUUUAUUUAGUAUGAAGAGGAGUUAGCGGCCGUGUGGUGCGUUAUCACCGCUGUCUGCUGAUGUGCGAUAAUAACUCAUCUCUGGAAUGUAGCAUGGAUCCUAAGCUUCGUCUUUGAUUGACAGGUGACAGUGACUGCAGUUUUUUCACUCAAGUGGUGCCCUUAGCUGCUUGACUUUAGAUGCCUUAUUAACUGUGCAGUUCUUUCUCUUUUUUCCCGUCCUCCCCUUAGAAAUGAUAUCAUGAAGUAUAAUGUAUAUAGUAUUUAUCAUUGCGUCACUGAGAAGCUGGAGCUCGAUAUUAAAGCCAGGCUCAACAUGUUUACUGUUGUUUUAGUCUGCUGUUUGUGGAAACGCAUUCGAUCCGCCCCGCUCUCGCGGGAGGCACGGGCACAUGUGGUAUGUAGGGACGGAGAGGUUUUAAUAAAUCUAUUGGGCUAAACUAAAUUCCUCAUGCUAACUUUACUGAGACUGAUUUGCUGCACUGUAUAUUUUUGUACUAGUGAGGUUGUUCUGUAAAGUCAAAGUCUACCUGUUUUAUUUAAAUAUAUAUGAGACAAAUACAGGAACUGAUGGUACUGAGAGAUAAUCAUAAUUUCAGAUCAUGAUCAUGAUUCCCUCACAUCAUUUCAAAUUUUGAUUUCUUUUAUGUCAUUAAUCGUUUCGAUGCUUCAGCACAACACUGUAACUAAUCGCAAGAGCUACUCAGAAUCUGUCGGGUUUCUUGAUUCAAAACUCUUUUAAAAUGGAAUUAUGAGUAAAAUAAGUAUGUCAGAAUUCUGUGUCUGCAGAAUUCGGGUGGCUUUAACGAAGCACACACAACCACGGUUCCUUCUGUCAAUUUUUAAGGAAAAUUCAUCAUCUGUCAUUAGAUUAUGUAAAGUUUAACUGGAAAAUUUUAUACCAUGUUGACAUAAAUGGCAAAAACAAAGAAAAUAUUGCUAAUGGGUCACAAUAUUGCACUUUUCUUUUAAUUUAGCAUAUUUUUAUUCAGAGAAAAACACACUUCCUUAAACAAGCGAUUAUGCAUUUAGAUUAAUUGAUUUGUUCUAUCCUGAGAUUAGUUAAUGAAUCUUAUACUCUUAAUCUGAGAUUUCAAUAUGGAAAAUAAUUGCAGAAGGCCAGAAUCUCAUCCAUUUUUAUGCUAAUUUUUUUUUAAAUCUAUUCAACUCUGUCUCAGGAGGCAAUAUGCUGAUGUGGCAAAAUUGAAUUGGCUGCACGAAAUCCCAUUGAAACAAUAAAAACAUGAUUUGACGAUGAUGCUGAUAAUGGCAAUAUUAACAACCAUUAAUAAAACAUAAGCUCCAAAUUUUACUACUGCAACAUAAUCUUUCUGGUUUUGCAAAUACAGCUAAGGAAAGAAAUCUAUCUGUAUCUGCUCACCAAAUGAAUCAAAGCAGGUGGUUGUGUGACUAAACAAUGUUAGAAGGAUGUGGAAUGUUGUUAAUAUAAUAGAAGAUGAUAGAUGAACAUUGCUUAUAAAGUGGUUGUCUUUUUGUUCUGCCCUGGCUCUGUACAUGUGUUUGGGCUGAUCCUUUGUGAAUGAUCUCUGUUCUUUUGUAAGCUAUGUGCCCAUCAUCUCUUCACACACUGCAGGUUUCUAUGGGCUUGCGAAAAAAAGUGUACGCAUUGAGGCUCUUAAUGUCGCUGUAAUAAAUGCUAAUAUUUUUAAUUUCUCACCUGAA